Messenger RNA from Aureobasidium musti, 1696 nucleotides. The record is from the annotation of a GenBank genome assembly. Lineage: Eukaryota; Fungi; Ascomycota; Dothideomycetes; Dothideales; Saccotheciaceae.
GCCGGCCAGAUGUUGUCGGAUGACUCCUCUCCAGAUCUGGCUCUCAAAGGGUCCUGAAAGCAAGCGCGAAGCAGGUGCAGGUGCAGCAGGGCAGCAGGAUUCGGCACAGCAGCAACCAGGCCACGCUGCGACGGACCAAAGCGGCACAGUCGAGCAAGAAUCAUGGUCGUCUGCCAUCAAAAGCAUGGUCAAUUCUCUCAGACCUACCUCGACCCGGUCACCCACCCGGCGCGCCUCCGCCAGACACCCCACACCACCACCCUCCAAGCUCUCAAGCACGUCGCCGCACCCCCUGGCCGACGACCAUCAAGCUGUCGAGAGCCCAGCACAGGGCGACAGGCCUGCCAAACGCCUCAAGCUGACGCUCAAAGGGCCGAAGCUUGCUGCGGUACCUGCUGACGUUAGCGACACAAACGCGACCAUCCCGUCUCCGAGACCGCCCGUCAAGCUGACUCUCUCCGAACCACAUGGUCCUCUAUUGCAGACUACCAACGGCGUACGCAAACCCCUGAGUGUCACCGAAGACUCAAUACCCACCAACACGUCACCUUCUGUAACUACGGCUUCAACUCUGAACCCCUCACAAAGACAAACUCGAAAGACGUCAGAGAGGCGUAGUCUGCGCUCUCACGAUGAAGGUCCGCGAUUGAAGAGCGAGCUGGCUGUAUAUUUUCCCAAUUACGAGGACAUCAUCUACGACUCCAACAAGGAACCAGAAUUCAUCACUACGGACACAAUCAUUCACAUCAGUGACGAGCCCUAUGAUCCUGCACAAGAUCCGAACUUCAAACCCGACCCUUCAUUGAGCAAUUCGAAGAGCCAACGUGCUUCGAUAUCUCCUACAAAAGCACCACUUUCGCCAAAGCAGAGAAACCAAUAUAAUGGCGCCCAGGUCAUUGACUUCUCGUCAAUUGAGAAAAGUGUGGGCCAUCAUCCAAAAGACCCUUUGACAGAUGCUUUCUACUUCAAGUCGCAUCGUCGAGCGGAGCGCAAGGAGAAGCAGUUACGUAAUAUCGAAAAGGAGAGAGCGAUGCACGAGAAGGCCCAACUUGAAAGACUCCUCGAAGCCUUGCANGGGCACGAUUGGCUGCGCGUUAUGGGCAUUGUCAGCGUAGCGGAUGCAGAUGCCAAGAAGUACGAGCCAAAGAGAAAGUACUUUGUUGAUGAAGUCAAUGCACUGUUGUUGAAGUUCAAAACGUGGAAGGGACGAAGAAAGGCGAAUACGGAAGCUGCUGCCAUGGCAGGGGAUGAUGAUGAAGAAGAAGACGAGAGCGAGAGUGAGGUGUCUUCCGCCGAUCUGGAUGCCUCAGCAGCUCGCCAAUUACAAAUCGAAGCUUCAGGAGGAGCCAAAGGUGCGAAAGACAGUAAACCUGGAAAGCUUAAAAGCAAGACUCGGCCAUCCGCUCCAGUUCCCGAGCCCGCCCCUCCACCUCCAGCUCCUUUUCCGACGAUAUAUCGAGAGCCAACACCAGAAGGUCCCUUUGUCAGCUUCUACUCCAAACCCCAUCUGCGGGCAGCGGCCUUGGGAAAUACCAGACAUGGUCGAACCCUCACAGCAUUCGGGGUGGCAAUACCGGAGGUCGAGGAACGUGAUUUCGCUUUGCCGGAAGACUACGUGACUCCAGAAGCACUGAGAGACAAUGCAAGAAAACGCAGGAGAAUGAAGCGUGAGACGGCAAUGGAUUCAGGCAAGGCU